GUGGCUUGGUGUUGCUGUGGAGGUAAGCUGGUUUCUCUUACAAUGUUUAAUUACUUUAGGUAAUAAGGUUGGUUUGAAUAAAUGUCUUCUUUUUCAUAGGGUUUUUUAAGGCUCUGAAUUAAUUCCUGCUUGCUGUGGUAUUUGAGUAAAAUGAGGGAGUGUAUUUCCAUACAUAUUGGUCAAGCAGGUAUCCAGAUGGGUAACUCCUGCUGGGAGCUGUAUUGUUUGGAGCACAACUUCCAACCAGAUGGGACUGUUGUUGGUGAUGGCAGCACUUUGGCCGACUCCUCUUUUGGCACUUUCUUCAGUGAAACUGGUGCUGGGAAAUAUGUUCCUCGUGCAGUUUUCAUUGAUCUAGAGCCAACAGUCGUUGAUGAGAUCCGUAAUGGACACUAUCGACAGCUGUACCAUCCCGAGCAACUCAUCAGUGGCAAAGAGGAUGCUGCCAAUAAUUAUGCUCGAGGUCACUAUACCAUUGGCAAAGAGAUUGUAGACUCCGUGCUAGACCGGAUGCGCAAAAUGGCGGAUCAGUGCACUGGUCUUCAGGGGUUCCUGAUCUUCCACAGUUUUGGUGGUGGAACAGGCUCUGGUUUCACUUCUCUACUGAUGGAGCGACUGUCUGUUGACUAUGGUAAAAAGUCAAAGCUGGAGUUCUCUGUAUACCCAGCCCCGCAAGUCAGCACUGCUGUGGUGGAGCCCUACAACUCCAUCCUUACAACCCACACUACUCUGGAGCACUCCGACUGCUCAUUCAUGGUGGAUAACGAAGCCAUAUUUGACAUCUGUAAGCGGAACCUCGAUAUUGAACGCCCCUCCUACACCAACCUAAACCGGCUCAUCGCCCAGAUCGUGUCCUCCAUCACCGCAUCACUGCGCUUCGAUGGAGCCCUAAAUGUGGACCUUACGGAAUUCCAGACCAACCUGGUCCCAUACCCACGCAUCCACUUCCCGCUGGUCACCUACGCUCCUAUCAUUUCAGCCGAGAAGGCCUACCAUGAGCAGCUCUCCGUACCAGAAAUCACCAAUGCCUGCUUUGAGCCAGCAAACCAGAUGGUGAAGUGCGACCCUCGCCGUGGAAAGUACAUGGCCUGUUGUUUGCUGUACCGUGGUGAUGUGGUUCCUAAAGAUGUGAAUGCCGCCAUAGCCAACAUCAAGACACGUCGCUCCAUCCAGUUUGUAGACUGGUGUCCCACAGGGUUCAAGGUUGGCAUCAACUACCAGCCGCCCACCGUUGUCCCAGGAGGGGAUCUGGCCAAGGUGCAGAGGGCUGUCUGCAUGCUGAGCAACACCACUGCGAUUGCAGAGGCCUGGAGCCGCCUGGACCACAAGUUUGACCUGAUGUAUGCGAAGAGGGCUUUUGUGCACUGGUACGUGGGUGAAGGGAUGGAGGAAGGGGAGUUCUCUGAGGCCCGAGAGGACAUGGCUGCCCUGGAGAAGGACUACGAGGAGGUUGGUGCUGAUUCCACAGAGGACUGUGGGGAGGAUGAAGAGGAGUAUUGAGCAUUUAAAUCUAGGAGUAAAUAAACUUAAAAGCAUCUGAA
Messenger RNA from Carassius gibelio (silver crucian carp), 1541 nucleotides. RefSeq names its product tubulin alpha-8 chain-like. Gene Ontology annotation, biological process: microtubule cytoskeleton organization; mitotic cell cycle. Bases 151 to 1500 code for a protein of 449 amino acids. The transcript is spliced from 4 exons. Gene Ontology annotation, cellular component: cytoplasm; microtubule. NCBI's taxonomy places the organism in Eukaryota, Metazoa, Chordata, Actinopteri, Cypriniformes, Cyprinidae. The record is from RefSeq and is a predicted model, not a curated record. Gene Ontology annotation, molecular function: structural constituent of cytoskeleton; GTP binding.